Prorocentrum cordatum is the source of this 1082-nucleotide messenger RNA. The record is from the annotation of a GenBank genome assembly. NCBI's taxonomy places the organism in Eukaryota, Dinophyceae, Prorocentrales, Prorocentraceae.
AUGAUCGCUACCGCCGCCAGUGGAGCCUUCAACGGCGCAGGUGCAGAUCAGGUGCGUGAGUGGGUGGACUUCGUCAUCAAUGUCGACGUCGACCCCGCCAAGAAGCACGAUCUCUUCCACUACGUGUCUGUCGCGCGGCUGCUGGCCGAGACGGGAGGCAGCAUCGCGCCAGCCGACUUCGAAGACCCUCACAUGCGGGACAUGAUCAAGGCGAGCAUUCCCGUUCACGCCACCCCGUAUGCCACCGAACAGGACGACCCGUGGAAGAGCUGGAAAGUCUCGCCGGCACAGAUUGUCUUGGCACUCAAGGUGCAGGGGGCGCGCGCGAAGAAAGCCUCGCCAGGACCAUCGGUGCCACCAGAGGUGGCCCACAACAACAAAGAGCUUUCGGGCAUGGCUGAAGCAGUGAAGCAAUUUGCGGAACUUCAGUCGCAGGCGCUGCAGAAAGGGAAGCCGAAAGGACUCAGUUUCAAGUUGCAGGACCGGAAACUCGAGCUGGGCAUGCAGCAUUUCGCCAAGGAUGCACUCCCGUCAGAGGAGGUCCUCGCGAAGUUCGAGGCGGCGGGGAAGAUCGCGCACGACAAAGGCAGGCCGUGGGUCGGGUCCGCUGAGGGCGAGGAUCUGCGCGAUCACCACCGCCCAACUUGGAGCCGGACUCCUAUGAUCGACGCUGUCGUGGGGGACGGCUCUUACGAGGAGCGGGUGAAGCAGAGCGCUGCCGCCAAGCGGAACAUGGCGUGGAUGGACAAAGUCGACUACGCUGGCUUUGCCACGUUCAUGGGCCACCUGCACGAGUGGGGAUUCAAGGAAGACGUCGUAGAUUUGGCGCCUUACUUCGCCAAGAUCGAUCGUGAAAACCUAGCUGACGCCAAAGACAAAGUAAACAAAAGCUUCACGGAGGCUGGCCGGGCUGUGACAGCUAAGGGGCAGCAGUCGAAGGGUCAGCCCAAAGGCUGCGCCAAGGGCGUCGCCGACAAGGGCGGCAAGGGGAGCAAGAAGAGCUCCGACGGCGCGGACAACCGGCCUGUCCGGUCGCCGGCCAAGCGCCCCAAGGGCACGGCGGGCACCGAUUAUCAGCACAG